Molecule: messenger RNA, 1707 nt
Organism: Astyanax mexicanus (Mexican tetra)
Lineage: Eukaryota; Metazoa; Chordata; Actinopteri; Characiformes; Acestrorhamphidae
Product: olfactory receptor 52K1-like
Exons: 1
Coding region: 251-1198 (315 amino acids)
Biological process (GO): G protein-coupled receptor signaling pathway
Cellular component (GO): membrane
Molecular function (GO): olfactory receptor activity; G protein-coupled receptor activity
Source: RefSeq, a predicted model, not a curated record
CAGCCUACUGCUGCUGUUCACCUGCAUCUUCAUUAGCGUAUUUAUAAUGUGUAUAUAAUCAACUUUCAUUUUUACUCAUCUCUGUUCCAUUCAUCUUGCAUACAUACAGCUGGAGAUCACAUGGAGAGCACAUGACAAUGUACAAUGCUGUAAUGUUUUAAAUAAACAAUAGUACUAAAUAGUGCUAUAGAGUUUAAGGAUUGUAUUUAAAUUUGUACAGGAUAAUGUCUGUUCCAAUAACUUGAGAAUUAUGCUGGAUGUUUCUGUGCAAAACAUUUCAUUCACCCAGUUUAAACUGAAUGGUUUUUAUGCUUUGGGAGAAUGGAGACGUUUACUGUUCAUUCCCUAUUUUCUAAUGUUUGUAUUGGCUAUCCUAGCAAAUUCUGUGCUGCUGUAUGUAAUAAUAGCAAACAGGGCUCUGCAUUCUCCCAUGUUUGUACUGAUUGGACUUAUGGCAGUUGUGGAUUUGGGUGCACCAGUGUUUUUUGUGCCACAUAUGUUACUCAGCUUCUUAUUUAACUGGAAUGGGAUUUCUCUUACAGGUUGUUUGAUACAGAUGUUUUGCAUUCAUUAUUCUGGAUCAAGCCAGUCUACUCUGUUGUUAUGUAUGGCCCUGGAUCGCUACUUUGCGAUAUGUAGACCUUUGCUUUAUCAUGAGCACAUGGAACUCUCCAACAUUUUAAAAUACAUGAUCAUGCCAUUAAUCAGAAAUGUCGUCUUAAUAACCACAAUAAUCUGCCUAGCUGGAAGACUCUCUUACUGUUCAACAGAUGUUAUAGAUCACUGUUUUUGUGAACAUAUGGCAUUGGUAAACGUGGCAUGUGGUGACACUUCUAUCAACAACUUGGUAGGACUUUUGUCUGCUUUCAUAGUAAUAACUUUAGAUUUUCUUUUAAUAAUUUUUUCCUACAUAAUAAUAUUUACCUCUGUUCUAAAAUCUGGCAAGGCUAAUUAUAAGGCUUUAAAUACUUGCAUUACUCAUAUAAUUGUCAUCACAUUUAGUUUAAUUUUUGCCUUAAUGGCUUUUAUGUCCUACAGACUUAAAAGUAAUUUGUCUUCAAACAGCCACGUAUUUUUGAGCACAAUGUACUUAUUGUUUCCAAGCUGCUGCAAUCCAAUUAUUUAUGGACUGAGAACAAAAGAAAUAAGACACCACAUUUUGAAAUUGAUAAAACACAAAAAAACUGUGCCUUUCUAACAUCAUUAUGUUUAGUUUUCUGCAAUGUGAUUUAUUUAACAAAUCAUUUUUAAUUGUUACUGCUUAUAUUUGUAUUGUAUUGAUGCAAUGUAACACAAAAUGUACCAGAUUAGCUGUGGUAUGUAAAACUUCAACAUUUUAUAUUUAGUAUAUCAAUUUUGUAAUUUAUAAUUUUAGGGUAAAAAGAAGGAAAUGCCAGACUUAUAAGAAUGUGUUAAACUAAAAUUAUUGUUAGGACAGGCCAGGUGAUGCAAUGUUCUUAAAAAAAAAACUUUCAUAGAUAUCUAAUCAAAAUGAUGCUAAAAGAAACUAUUGUGUGACCUUCAGGAAGUUUUUAUCAAGUUAUCCUUUAUUUUAGUAGCUAUUCACUAUCACAGAAAUUAUGACUGGGGUGCCCAAACUUCAACAUGAUAUUGUAGUUAGUAAUAAAACAUAUGCUGUGCUGUCUUAUGUCAGAGAACUAAUAUUGUAAUGCGUUUUAUUUAAAAAAUUUCUUUGUACAUUAAAGA